AUGCCGUCCACCAAGACCUUCAUGAUAAAGAAGAAGCUGGUAAAGAAGCAGAAACAGAACAAUCCCAUCCCUUAUUGGAUCCGCAUGCGCACUGACAACACCAUUCGCUACAACGCCAAGCGCCGCCAGUGGCACCGCACCAAGCUUGGCUUCUAA
Messenger RNA from Coffea arabica (coffee), 156 nucleotides. Its product is annotated as large ribosomal subunit protein eL39x-like. Gene Ontology annotation, cellular component: ribosome; cytosolic large ribosomal subunit. The record is from RefSeq and is a predicted model, not a curated record. Lineage: Eukaryota; Viridiplantae; Streptophyta; Magnoliopsida; Gentianales; Rubiaceae. Gene Ontology annotation, molecular function: structural constituent of ribosome. Gene Ontology annotation, biological process: translation.